Molecule: messenger RNA, 2019 nt
Organism: Eimeria necatrix
Lineage: Eukaryota; Apicomplexa; Conoidasida; Eucoccidiorida; Eimeriidae
Product: RNA recognition motif domain-containing protein, putative
Exons: 2
Coding region: 1-2019 (672 amino acids)
Cellular component (GO): cytosol
Molecular function (GO): mRNA binding; protein binding
Source: RefSeq, a predicted model, not a curated record
AUGAGUACACGAGUAACGGGAGGAGCUGUUUCCGCUGCAGCAGCAGACAAUCCGCCGCCCCAGCAGCAACAGCAUUUGCUGCUGAACCACGAUGACGCGCAGCAGCAGAAGCAGCAGAAGCCGCAGCAGCAGCAGCAGCAGCAGCCGAAGCAUGCCGUGCAGGCGGAAAGCUUCAAGCGGCAGGUGCAGGAAGAGGAGCCGCCGCAGCAGCAGCAGCCGCCGCCGCCGCAGCAGCAGCCGCCGCUGCAGCAGCAGCAGCAGCAGCAGCAGCGCGAGGACCCGCAGCCGGGCAAAGUGAGCAGCGUAAACGGCUCUCCGUUCGAGCCGCAGCAGGAGCAGCAGGAGCAGCAGGAGCAGCCGGCCCCGCCGCAGCCGCAGCAGCAGCAGGCCGCCGCCGAGCCGCCGCAGCAGGAAGAGCCGCAGCAGCAGCAGCAGCAGCAGCAGCAGCAGCAGCAGCAGCAGCAGCACGUGCUGCCGCACAAAGCCCCGCCCGUGGAAGUCAAGCUCUUCGUGGGCCGCGUGCCCCGCUCCGUGCAGGAGGAACAGCUGCGGAGGGUCUUUUCGGAGUUCGGACUUGUGACGGAUUGUUUGGUGAUAAGGGAGAAGAGUUCGAACAAGCACCGCAACGGCGCCUUCGUCCGCAUGAGCUCGCUGGCGUUUGCGGACGCGGCGAUUCGCGCGCUGCACGGGGUGCUGUCGCUGGAGGAGGGCUCGGGCCCCAUCGCUGUGAAGUAUGCAGCAGGAGAAGCAGAAAGACUGGGGCUUGCUGCUGCUGCUGCUGACGGGGGGGUGGACAAGGCGAAGCUGUUUGUGGGGUCGAUCCCGCGGACUGCAGCAGAAGAGGAGCUGCGGGCGUUCUUCAGCGCCUACGGCUCCGUGGAGGAAGUCUUCAUCUUGCGGGACAGCAGCAGCGGGGGCAGCAGCAAAGGCUGCGCCUUCAUCAAGUACAAGUACAAAGAAGAAGCUCUUUUUGCAAUUAAGUCUCUUUCUGGAAAACACACUUUCCGGGGUUGUUCGCGGCCCGUGGACGUGCGCUUCGCCGAGACCAAGGUCAAGCAGCAGCCGCCGCCCCAGCUGCUGCAGCAGCUGCAGCAGCAGCAGCAGCUCCAGCAGCAGCAGCAGCAGCAGCUCCUGCUCCAGCAGCAGCGCCUCUCCCCCGUCGCCGCAGCAGCAGCAGCAGCAGCCAAGAACUUCAACCCCAGGCAAGCCGGCCCCUGGAGAGAAUACUUCACUGCUGACUGCAUGCCUUACUACCACAAUGCAGCAGAAAACGUCACGACUUGGCAGAAGCCGCCGGAGUUCGACGUGCUGUGCAGCUGCAGCGCCGGCUGCAGCAGCAGCAGCAGCAGCAGCAGGGGCGGCUUCCUCCAAAUUGGCAGCGAACCCACGGGGCCCCCAGGGGCCAACAUCUUCGUCUUUCAUAUUCCCAAAGACUGGGGGAGGCAGCAGCUGCUGAGUGCCUUUGGGGGCUUCGGAGCUGUUGUGUCUUGUUAUGUUGCACUCGACAAAGAAAGCGGCAGAAACAAAGGCUUCGGCUUCGUGUCUUACACCACUCCUGCUGCUGCUGCUGCUGCUGUCAACGCCAUGAACAACUGCCUCGUCAGCAACAAACGCCUCAACGUGUCCAUUAAAAAGGGCGAGGAAAGACACGCGGCCAUGCAUCUCAUUUCCCCUGCUGCUGCGCAGCAGCCCACCAAGCGCCAGCAGCAGCAGCAGCACCAGCAGCAGCAGCACCAGCAGCACCAGCAGCAGCAGCACCAGCACCAGCAGCAGCUGCAGCAGCACAUGCCCCAGUCGCCCCUGCCGCAGCAGCAGCAGCCCCAGAGAUUCAACGUCCAUGCGGCAGCCACGCCCGUGCAGCAGCCGCAGCAGCAGCUCCACGAAAGCCUUCAGGACCCUGCAGCAGCAACAGCAGCGCAGUCCCCAGCAGCACCCCCAGCAGCAGCAGCAAAAGGGUAUACGGCGCAGCCGGCGACACCCUACGCUGCCCAAACCGACCACACCUUCCCAAGCUGCUAA